AUGCCGUCGCUCACAGAAUACUUUGGCCACACCAUCACCAACUUCGGCCCCCUCACCACAACAUUCACAGCACCGUCAUCAUGCGCCACCGAGACGACUGACCGUAUCUUUUACGGCAACGCGACCAACCUCGCCAUACAAUUCGGAAACCCCAAGUGCAAAGGCGGGUACGUGGGGGAUUGCAUGCCCUCUGGUUCGGUAUACGAUGACUACGCGACCUCGUAUUGGGAGCGCCCCAUCCAGGCAUGGUACCCCUACUUCUCACCCGGGCUGGUGUGUCCCCAGGGCUGGAGCACGGUUGGCACGUUUGCUCUUUCUGGGAAUACCAGUUCGGUUGAUGCGAGUGGUGUCUUUACCAAGGAUCCGCUUGAUGGCUAUACUGGCAGAAUGCAGCAGUGGGUUGGCCCUGAAGAACUCUGGUCCAAUGCUUUGAGGCCGUCUGAGACUCUUGCGUACUGUUGUCCAAGUGGAUAUACGGGUGUUGCCGGAGGCGCCUGCAAUUCCGCCCUCGGCCCUCAUGAAUCAUUCGAAUACAAGUCAGUGUGCAGAGCCUUUUACCCAAGAGAUGCCAUCACCACGGUCUACACAGUCGAGGGCACCCCGGUAACGCAAGGGAUCUACUCUGUGGCGCCAGUGACGGAGAAAUACACCACCACGACAGUAGCCAUUGCCGAUGUAACGGGUAAGGAAGAGAAAUGGGGCGAUUGGGUGGUUGCCACGGUGUAUCCUGCGGUUGUCCUUGUCUAUCAAGAAACGGACAUUGCCAAGGCAAAGGAGCAAGGUGGAAGCGAGGGCGAGGACAAGAAUAACAACAAAGGCGGCGACGAUGACAAUGCGGCUUCUACAUUGUCAGCUCGGGGAAUUGCUCCAGUGCUCGCGGUGGCUGUUGGUAUGCUUGCUGGAGCUGGCUUGUUGAUGCCUUGGUGA
Molecule: messenger RNA, 927 nt
Organism: Fusarium falciforme
Lineage: Eukaryota; Fungi; Ascomycota; Sordariomycetes; Hypocreales; Nectriaceae
Exons: 2
Coding region: 1-927 (308 amino acids)
Source: RefSeq, a predicted model, not a curated record